AUGAAAAGUGAGCAUUAAUCAUUAUUAUUGACUAAAAGAGAAGAAUUUAGAUUUUCUAUAAGAAAGGAGAGGUUAGAAGAUCUAUUCAAUCAAAACAGAAAGAAAUCGCACAUGAAUAAUGAAGCAGAUCCAUUAAUUGAAAUUCCAAGUUUUUCUGAAUCAUAAGAACUUCAUAAAUAUCUUAUUGAUGGAGAGUUUAGUCAAUAAAAAUUAUUAAAGGCUGCUAAUGAUAAACAAUUGUUAAAUAAAUUAUUUCUUAGCGCACAAGUAUCAGAUUAUUAUUCAAUUACAAUUUUGGGUAAUAUAUGCACCAAAUAAAAUCUUGAAGAAUGUGAAAUUCUUUUUCUAAAUUAAUUAAAAUUAGCAAAACAAAGAAAAGACAUCAGAAUGAUUGAUAAUGUAAAAAUAAUACCGAAUCAUUUAGAUAUUUGAUGCACUAAAUAGUGUUUGUACAUAAGAAUUAACAAGAAAAUAAUUAGAAUACUUAUUAAAUGACAAUUUAAUUGCAAUAGUAAAUUAAAUACUAAAAGAAAAUUAACAUGAGAUUUAUACAGAUGAUGAAUUUAAAAUGAUAAAAAGUGGAACUGAAUUAUUAUGUAGAUUCUUCAAUCAAUUUAGAGUUUUUAGUGAGGAAGAAUUAACAGAAAUAAUAUAAAAAUAUAACUAAGAGGUAUUCAAUAAUAAAAUUGCAUAGAUUCGAUAUACAUUUUAUUUAAUGAAAUAAUUACUUCCUCUUCAAUUAUAAUAUCCAAAAGUAACUUUUAUGUUUAUAAAAAAUCUAAUAUAAAUUAUUUCAUUAGAUCCUGAUAUAGCUAAUGAUUUAGACAAUUAAACUCUUUAAAUAUGUGUAUAGUUAUUAGAUUGUAGUUAAAAUCCAAUUUUAAUUUCAAUAAUUUUAAGAUUUAUGAUUGGUAUAAGUGCUUUCAAAGAUGAGAAAUUUGUUUAAAGAAUCUUUUUUUUGAAAGGUCAUGAUAUAGUUAAACAAUAUAUAAAUCAUGAAAGUUUAAUAAUAAGGUAAGGUUCAAUAAAGUUAUUGGCUAAUUUUACAAAUGUUGAUUCUGAAAAUUUAUAAAAGGAGAUUGUUUCAGAUCUGCCUUUUAUUGCAGAAGUUGUUUAAAACUUUUAGAAUACAGAAAAGACUGAUGAAAAUUAUUUAAGAUUGAUUUAUGGUAUUACAUUUAAUUGUAUGGCUUACACAUCAACUGAAUUGAUUCAAGAUUUAAGAGUAUUUUAAAUAGUCAGAAUUAAAUUCCUUUAAGAGGAACCAGAAGAAACUGAAAAUAUAAUAAUCUAUUUAAAAGUACUCUAUACUUUAAUUUGCUAUUACUAAGCUUAUUGUAUAGAUGACACAGAAUUAGAAUAAAAGUUAGAGAGUCUAUUAAAUCAUUAAAAUGAAGACUUAGUGAAACUUGCUGAUGAAACACUUGAUUUAAUUGUAAGCAAAUAAGAAUAAUGUAUGAAUGAAUGA
This is a messenger RNA of Paramecium sonneborni, 1468 nucleotides long. NCBI's taxonomy places the organism in Eukaryota, Ciliophora, Oligohymenophorea, Peniculida, Parameciidae. The record is from the annotation of a GenBank genome assembly.